GAAGAAUGGGCUUUGACGCAGAAGAAGGGUUGCAUGAUAAUAUUGCUAGGAAUAGAUCUUUGGAUAAUAUCGAUGGAGAGGGUAUGGGGUCUGAAGGUGCUGGGUAUGCAGGGUAUGGGGGCUAUUUGGAUUUCGACCAGCAGUAUGUGGCUCUUGAGAAGUCAAUCAAGAAAAUGAUGAAGGCAAUGUUAGGGAAAGUAGUGGAUGAGAUUAGAAAAAGUAUACAACCAGUACACAAUAUGGAAGAAAAUAAGUACUGGAUUAAGGAAAAAAUGAAUGAGGCGCGAGACCAGUUCGAGUAUAAUGAGUGGUGUAAAGUUGGAAAGUAUAUAGAUAGUGCUAUCUUAAGCAAUGAUUGGGAUAUGAUAUCAAAAGCAAGGGAGGUAGUAGUUACGAGAGCAUUUGUUUUAAGAAUAAUGAAUCAUGAAGGAUGGAAUAUUGCAGCAGAAAUUGAAGAUAAAUCUUCAGAUGAUCCUAUGGAAGCCCUUUUUCACGAUAAGCUAACAAGAGUGGCAGCUCUUGCACCUAACCAGGGGAUACAGUGGCCUUUAAUUCAGCCCUUUCAACCUGUUCAACUAUACCAACCAGUUCAAUCUUUACAGUCAGGGUUUAGCCCAGGAGUAGGACCAUUCUUUAGUGGUAAUAAGCUGUGGGUCUCACAACAGAAUCAGAGGUCAUAUAAUCCAAGUAGGCCUGUGAGACAAAAUAGAAGUGCAGGGGUAGUAUGUUUCAUUUGUGAGGAAAGGGGUCAUAUCACUUGGGAUUGUCCUCAAAAGAAAAUGAAUCAGUCCUUUCGGGGUAGAGAGUAUACCGAAAGAAGUAAAACAAAGGGAAAGGAAGGUGGUAGGAAAAGUUAUUGGCAGUCAUCAGUAACCUAUUGGGAGGAAAAAAUAAAACCAGCAGCAGUAGUAAUAAUGUGGUUAAAGGACAAAGUUCCGCUGUUUGUGAAGGAUGUAAAGACAUUAGUUCAAAUGGAGGUUCUGAAACAAUUCAGGCUGACAAAAGAUGAGUUGGAUUGGGACUAUAAGUUAAGGUUGAGUAAGGUGCAACAUUUAUUUGAAGAAUUUUGUGGAUGGGUAGAAGAAAAUGUAUAUCCGGCAAAGGUUAAGACGGUAAGAAUGUUUUUAGGAUGGUUAGAAAUGGCGGGAAAGGUGUUUUGUAUGCAAGACUGUUUAGGAGCAAUAGCGAAAUUGCAUAAACAGAAGGGAUUUGUAAAUCCAGUAGAGAAUGUGAAUGUAAAGGAGGUAGUGAGAAGAAUUAAAUUGGUAAGAGCUCAAGAUCGUCAAGUUGACUGA
This is a messenger RNA of Cetraspora pellucida, 1295 nucleotides long. Lineage: Eukaryota; Fungi; Glomeromycota; Glomeromycetes; Diversisporales; Gigasporaceae. The record is from the annotation of a GenBank genome assembly.